Fusarium fujikuroi IMI 58289 is the source of this 1968-nucleotide messenger RNA. RefSeq lists its product as uncharacterized. The record is from RefSeq and is a predicted model, not a curated record. Lineage: Eukaryota; Fungi; Ascomycota; Sordariomycetes; Hypocreales; Nectriaceae. Gene Ontology annotation, biological process: peptidyl-serine phosphorylation; peptidyl-threonine phosphorylation. Gene Ontology annotation, molecular function: protein serine/threonine kinase activity; ATP binding. The coding region runs from base 1 to 1968 and encodes 655 amino acids. The transcript is spliced from 3 exons.
AUGGGGUCUGCGGCAAGCUGGCGGGUGCCAACAAGCAUUCCGCAGGCACCAGACCAUCUUAGUAUCCGAAUCCAAAAGCCUCUCGAUGCUGCUUGGAAACUUCCAACUAUAGAGUUCACACGAUCAGACUCGGAUAAAAGGACGAGACCGAUUGACGAAAGCUCCUCGCAAAGAACGCAAUUUGUGGCUUCUGAUGCAGAUGAUGUUACGUCAGUCAGUGAUUGGGGUCUUGCCGCAGCGACAAACCACUUCAACGAUUCUCAUUUCCACAAUCUGGACUACCUCAAGCUCAUUGAAAAAUUAGGAGGCUGGGAUGAGGUGCAUCAUCAACUAUGGCUUCGCAACCUAGCGGGCAUUCCUUUCAUCAUGUCAAUCCAGUGGAGGAUUGAAGGUAGCCUACAGCGGAAUUGCACAGAUGGGGAGGAGUAUUUGCCAAUUGAUGCCUUCGAGAGUAUAUUUACCCCGGAGUGUAUCUUACUUCUUGUACUUGACGCAUUUCAUGGUGUUGCCAUAACUCAAGUGAUCAGAAUACUAGAUCAUAUUCUCGGGAAACGAACAGGACCAUCUCGGAGGCGACUUUUUGGGAUUCUAACUUUUAUGAACAGGAGGAAAUACCUUGUCAACUUCAUUCGAGCUGGUAUAUACGAUAGCAACCUGCCGCUGAAACCUUCAACGAAAAGUCAACGAUCUUUUGAAUCCCAAAAGACAAACACAAUCAACACAUCUCUAUUUAAAGGGUGGGCACGGACAGAUGUUGAUCUAUUUUAUAUCUACCAGAAGAUGUUCUGCAUACCGUUCUUCGACUUUCAGCACAACAGUCUAUGCUUCUAUGCUUUGGCAGCUGAUGUCAGACUACCCUGGCAGGUGCUUGAACACAAAUUCACUGGCGGUAGUGGAACCGUUUACAAGCUUCAGAUACACCCUGGUCACCAUAACUUUAGAAGUGGAUCUCAGGACUCACAUGAGAUGACAUUUUUUGCUCUAAAGAAGAUUGAUUGGAUUGAUAGGCAAGCCUAUCGUGAAGAACUAAGAGCUCUUCAGAGGUCCCGUGCUCAAAUCACACAGGACAAGCAUUUGAUUAGACUGUUACUUGCUUUGCAACAUGGAGAGCGACUCUACCUUCUUUUUGAGUGGGCCGAUGGUAAUCUGCUCAAUCUCUGGGAGGAGGUUCCGCACAAGGACCCAUCUGGCUCGACAAUUCAAAGAUGGGCAGCCAACCAGUGCUUCGGGGUGGCAAAUGCAGUCAGGCGUAUACAUGGUCUAACAACCGGGCAGAUCCAGAGGAGAUCAUCAUCAGCAAGCGAUGUUACCGACAAAAUAAAAGAGUGGGGACGACACGGCGAUAUCAAACCAAGCAACAUCCUAUGGUUCAAAAAAUACAAAGGCGACGAUAACGUCCUUGUUAUAUCUGACCUGGGCCUCACUAGAUAUCACUCUUUUCACACAAAGUCGCUUGUGCCACGUAUCGACGGAUAUACUAGUGCCUAUGCCGCUCCAGAGCUUGAACUAAACCAACCAAUCUCUCAAAAGUACGAUAUCUGGUCGCUCGGAUGCGUCUUUCUCGAGUUUUGUAUUUGGUAUGUCAAAGGAAAUAAUGCGGUGAUGGAGUUUGAAUCGGAGCUGGCAGACCAGCACGAAUCGGAUAUUUCUAAUUUCGCUCAUGACAACUACUUCAUCAUCAAAACCGAAAAGGAUGGAAAGAAGAGCGCUCAACUUAAACCAGCAGUUACAACAUGGAUCGCCGAUCUAAGAGAUAGUCCGCGCGGCUCGGACUUUGUUCUCAAGAUGCUAGAACUGAUCCAAGAUAGAAUGCUUGUUGUAGAUGUGGACAAGCGGUGGUCUAUCAGUCUUGUGUGUAGAGAGAUCUCAGGCAUUAGAUCUUCGCUACCAAAACUCGAGCAUACAGAGGACUUGCUUUUGGGAAUCGGUGUAGGAGCGGAGCAGGCACUAGAUAGAGUAGGGAAAUGA